Vicia faba (fava bean) is the source of this 618-nucleotide messenger RNA. The record is from the annotation of a GenBank genome assembly. Lineage: Eukaryota; Viridiplantae; Streptophyta; Magnoliopsida; Fabales; Fabaceae.
AUGGCAAGCGGCAGUCUCUUCAUGGACAACUUCUCACUUCCAUCUUCCAAUUCCCUUCCUUCCAGCAGACUUCCUGAGUUUGUAGUUGAGCCUACUGUUGCUCGAUCUAUGUCAUUUGUCGGUACCCACGAAUACCUUGCCCCUGAAAUUAUCAAAGGGGAAGGUCAUGGAAGUGCAGUUGAUUGGUGGACAUUUGGAAUAUUCUUGCAUGAAUUAUUAUAUGGCAAAACCCCUUUCAAAGGGUCAGGAAACCGUGCUACGCUUUUCAAUGUAGUAGGUCAACAGCUCAAAUUUCCCGAGUCUCCUGCGACCAGUUACGCUAGCAAGGAUCUGAUCCGCGGCUUACUGGUGAAGGAGCCGAAGCAUCGUCUCGGGGUUAAAAGAGGCGCAACUGAGAUCAAACAGCAUCCUUUCUUUGAAGGUGUGAACUGGGCAUUGAUUAGGUGCAGCACUCCACCAGAAGUACUAAGACCAGUGGAAAACGAACCGCCGCCGCCACCACCAAUUAAGGUUGGACCAGCAAUUGAUGCUGUUAGGUUUGGCAGUACUAGUAAGAGGAUGUCAGGUAACAAUGAAAUGAAGCCUGGGGGUAAAUAUCUGGAUUUUGAGUUCUUUUAA